Molecule: messenger RNA, 1348 nt
Organism: Erpetoichthys calabaricus (reedfish)
Lineage: Eukaryota; Metazoa; Chordata; Cladistia; Polypteriformes; Polypteridae
Gene: tefa
Product: TEF transcription factor, PAR bZIP family member a
Exons: 5
Coding region: 119-1090 (323 amino acids)
Biological process (GO): regulation of transcription by RNA polymerase II
Cellular component (GO): nucleus
Molecular function (GO): RNA polymerase II cis-regulatory region sequence-specific DNA binding; DNA-binding transcription factor activity, RNA polymerase II-specific
Source: RefSeq, a predicted model, not a curated record
GCAGGUCAUUUUGCUGGUUUUGGCAGUCGUCUACUGUAACCAGGCUUGUUAGCGCUUUCGGGAACAGAACCACGAUCGGACAGUCAUAUUUCCUUACUGCGUUUAACUUUGAAAAUAAAUGAGAGAAAUGUCAGGGGAGACGAUCGAGAUGGUCGAGCAGAGCGACGGGUUGCCAGGCUCAAUUCCGGUUGUCUUAAAAAAACUGAUGGAAAAUCCACCCCCGAAAUUUCUGGACGCCAUCGAGCAAGGAAAAGACAAAGAGAAGCUGUCAGUGGACGAGGUCUCCAGCUCUUGCAGUGCUAGUGUGGGUGUGUCUGCCUCUCUGAUGCCAACAAUCUGGGACAAAACCAUUCCCUAUGAUGGGGAAAUGUUCCACCUGGAAUACAUGGACUUGGAUGAGUUUUUGCUAGAGAAUGGCAUUCCAGCCACACUUGAACAGGAACUCCGGCGCUCCCUGGGAAAGGAUGUGGAAGAACAAGGUGAAGACUCGCAUCAAGAAGAGGUUUCCACGGCCACGAGUAAUGCAUUGCUGCCCACUUCCAAACUAGAGAGAGAGGAGACGUCAACUGUGACCUGUGCCAUGCAACCUACUCCUGAUACAGUCUCCUCCUCGGAGCCCGCCACAGAAGUAGAAUCUGGGCCAGAGAGAGCCUCACCCAGCCCGAUUGACCCAGAACACAUCGAAGUGCAGGUUAAUUUUGAGCCUGACCCCACUGACCUUGUGCUGUCCAGUGUUCCUGGAGGAGAGCUGUUUAAUCCUCGGAAGCAUAAGUUCAGUGACGAGGAGCUAAAGCCGCAACCCAUGAUCAAGAAAGCCAAGAAGGUGUUUGUUCCUGAGGAAAGCAAGGAUGAGAAAUAUUGGUCCAGGAGGAGGAAGAACAAUGUGGCAGCAAAGCGCUCUAGAGAUGCCCGUCGCCUCAAAGAGAAUCAGAUUACUGUACGAGCGGCAUUUUUGGAGAAGGAAAAUGCAGCCCUGCGAGCAGAGGUGGCAGAGUUGCGCAGAGACUUUGGCCGUUACAAGAAUAUUGUUGCCAGAUACCAAGCCAAAUUUGGACCACUAGAACUGGAUAUUGAACGGAAGAACUUGUAAGAACUGAGGAUUUUUUCUAAAUUUAUUUAUUUCCAAAUAAAUAAAUUUAAAAAGAUGGAAAAAAAUCUUAAUGACCCGAGCAUCUCUGGAGAUGAGAGAAUGGGAAACGUUGACAAAGAGGCAUCUGACCAACAACAAGCAGCAAGGGUUGCAGUAUCCUUUACUAGCACUGUAAAAAGUUCUUAACUUUUUUAUUUAAUGAAGUUUAGCUGUGUGCUUAUUUUUGUGUAUGUAAAUAAAGUGAAUAUUUUACAUUUA